AGUCACAUACACAACGGCGCAUUUGGACAACAUUUGUGUUUCUUACACACACACGCGCACAGAGAGCAGAGCAAACAGUCUCUUUGGUUCUCUCUCUCUCUCUUUCUCUCUCUCCUCCCUCCCAUCCACACUCACACACUCGCAGCACGCCAGUAUAUCAGCGAGCGACUAGCGGCGAGCCAGAGGGGAGUGCAGAAAUGAAUGUGAAGAUUCUGACGCUGGUGAUUGUGCUCCUGGUGUCUCUGCUGUGUUCUGCCAGCGCCGGUCUCAUGGCCUCCAUGGAACAUGGCAAAGAGCUGGAGGAAGCAGCUCCAGUGAGAAAGCUGGUCCAGCAAAGCCCCUCGAGGGGCGGUCAGAACCACAGACCAGCCGGCUGGAAGAGGAGACGCCCACGGCCCCGUCUUUCCCACAAGGGGCCAAUGCCGUUCUAGAGCAAGGCAUUGCUUUAAGCGCCCUCCCCCAGGUUCUGAUUUCUAUGCUCUUCCUUUGCCUUGGGGGGCCUUGCUGCGAAGGGCCAAUGCUAGCCCAGCCUGAAGAAUGAUGUCCAUAGCACCUGCUGGUUCUUCAAGCAACUGUCCACAAGAAGAAAAAACAAAAAACAAAAAAAAAAAAAACAAACGAAAAUCAGGACAAGCCGCUCAACCUUCAGCUCUAAGGAAGAAGGGGGGAGGGCUGCGUUGGGGGGGGGGGGAGUUACUGAGCCCAGAGCUAUACGAUUCUAUUCCUCUGUCACCUUAUACCACUUGAUCUAGCGCUGUCUUCUCCCAAAUGUUGUUUUUCUUCUCCUAUCGUUUGCUUUUUAGACGCCAAUCACAGCGAUCUCACACACAUUGCAUGACAUGCGGCCAACCGGGAGCCCGGUUCAAACUCUCUCGCUUAUGGAAUCUCAGCGUCUGUCACUUGUCCAUGGUGUGGUUUUCUACUCGACGAGAUUUAAGGUUACAGCGCGCGCACACACACACCCCCCCCCCCCAAUCUCGUCGCUCUGUAGCAACUUAGCGGCUGUGCUAAUGGCAUAGGGCGCUGAUGAAACGAUGUUUAAUUAGUCAAGGAUUCUUAUCAUUCAAUAGCUUGGAUGUCGACUGCUUCAAGGAGUCAACAGUUUGAUACAGGAUGAGAAAGGCAGGAGUGUUACAUCUGACUGUUUUGCAUCUUCCAAUGACAUCCACAUGCAGCAUCAAUUUCAACUGAAACAAGUGCACACAUACUGUCUAAAAAAUUGACGUGAUAGAACUUCUCCAAUACUUGGGAGAUUCUGUAAUGUGAAGCUAGUUUGGCAAGGGGAAACUGCGCUGGAAGUCUUUGUAUCGGCAUGCUUCAGGUCGGACGAUGAGUCUUAAACCCAAAAUCCAUACCGAAAAGUCGACCACCUUCUCGUCACACGACUGUUAACUGGCAGCGGCGGUCUGCGCUCCGGACUGGCCCGCCCCGCCUUUUAAUGAAGUGCCAAAUAAUGAAGCCGCUCCACAAAUGCUGCCGGGAAGGGAAGACGUUACUUCAGUUUUCAAGUCACGAAAGACUGACACGCAUUUGAAGUGAAGUUGUGAAUCAACAUUGGCCACGAAAAAUUCAAUCUGAAUGGAAAAAAAAAAUGAGGAUGGCACCACGACCCUGGCCAAACUCAGCCAAAUUGCAAACCUUGAAAGAAGUCAUCGAUCCCGUUUGCCUGGAUUUGGUUUCCCUGCAUUAUCCAAUGGGAAAGUGUCAAAAAUGUGAAAUCUCGCAGAACCGUCGCGUAGCAGGUUAUUCCACGGCUCGUGAUUAGUCCAUCACUAACGCUCCCGCUGUCUAAUCCCACAGCUGCUUUAAACCUUUGACCAAACGAUAUACUGUAUGCCUUUCCAUCAUACUGGAAUAGAUCACUGUUUAUCUAUUACCUGUGUUUAAGUCUUUAUUUUUCUCAGGGUGCUAGCAUAGAGGCUUGUACUAAAGCAGUCUAUCAUAUAAAACAAUCAUAGAGUUUGGAACAUUUAAAGCUUAUAUCAACAUAUUUUCAUAAAUACCAUGGCUCUCGGCGAGUGUAGUACAAUACGCCCAUUUCCGCGUCGCGGCCCUUCCCAGGUGUGAACUUUUGCGUACUUCAAGUCGGGCGCAGUUGCCUUGCCGGUCCGCCAGCUCACCCGUGGCACAGGUGGUCCAGGCUUUGAUCCUACCGCUCAUUAAACCUCCGAGUUAAUCUUUCUCAGAUGGACCUUUCCGAAGCUGACCGGGGCCCCCGUAGUCUCAGCUCGUUGGUUAAAUUGUCUUUGACUGGAACCCCGACCUCCCCUUCCGUCCCCUCGACGCCCUCCGCCACUCGAUCGCCAGGCUGCUUCAGUGGGCAAGCGUGUCGAACACUAAAACCUUUCGGGAUUUGUUAGGCUCGAGGACCAAAGAAAGCG
Messenger RNA from Syngnathoides biaculeatus (alligator pipefish), 2381 nucleotides. It is a transcript of the gene apln, whose product is annotated as apelin. Gene Ontology annotation, biological process: signal transduction. Gene Ontology annotation, molecular function: apelin receptor binding; hormone activity. The transcript is spliced from 3 exons. NCBI's taxonomy places the organism in Eukaryota, Metazoa, Chordata, Actinopteri, Syngnathiformes, Syngnathidae. The coding region runs from base 198 to 431 and encodes 77 amino acids. The record is from RefSeq and is a predicted model, not a curated record.